AUGCCGAACGGAAAGGUAUUCUCGCGGGAUUUCAUCGGCUGCGACGAGAUGAUGGAAUGUGUGACUUUCACAGACCAGUGGCAUGUUGGAGAUAGAUGUCUUGCACCUUUUCCUGAAGUUGGGAAGUUUUGAGAUGCUACAGUAAUGUCUUAUGAAACAAAUAGCAAUGGGAAGUGUUUUGCCACAGUUUCCCUUGGGAAAAAUGAGGAAGAGAAAAUACUUGCAACCAAAUUCUCGCAGAUCAAAACAAAUAAAACUACAAAGAAUAAUUUAAUAUUCGAUGAUGAAGAUUUGGAAAAGCCUUAUUUCCCAGACCGAAGCCUGCCGUCACCAACAGUUGCCUUUGAGCUGUCCAACAACGGGGAAGAGAUCCCUUAUACCAUUAAUAGAUACCUACGUGAUUAUCAAAGAGAAGGGGCCCAGUUUUUCCAUGGACAUUAUGUUCGUAAAAGUGGGUGCAUUCUUGGAGAUGACAUGGGGCUUGGGAAAACAAUCCAGGUUAUUUCAUUUCUGGCUGCAGUGCUAAAGAAAAAGGGAACACGGGCAGAUAUUGAAAAUAAUAUGCCUGAUUUUUUGCUACGAACGAUGAGAAAAGAAAUGUCAUCUGUUCCAAAGAAAAUUUUCUUGAUUGUGGCACCUCUUUCUGUGCUCUAUAAUUGGAAAGAAGAAUUAGAUGUCUGGGGGUACUUCAAGGUUAUAGUUCUGCAUGGCAACAGAAAAGAGCAUGAGUUAAAUCGAAUCAAGCAAGGAAAAUGUGAAAUUGUGCUAACAACCUCUGAAGCACUUCGUCUUUAUUUGAAUGAGCUUAACAGCUUACACUGGUCAGCUGUCAUUGUAGAUGAAGUACAUAGAAUCAAGAAUCCAAAAUCUCAGAUUACUCAGACAAUGAAGGCUCUAACGUGUAAAGUUCGGUUGGGACUUACUGGGACAAUUUUACAGAAUAACAUGAAAGAGCUUUGGUGUGUUAUGGACUGGGCUGUUCCUGGGCUCUUGGGUAGCGAAGCGAGUUUCAAGACAAAGAUUUCUGAUCCUGUAGAACUUGGCCAGCGGCACACUGCAACUAAGAGAGAGCUAGCCACAGGUCGAAAGGCAAUGGCAAGGCUAGCUCAAAAAAUGUCAGGCUAUUUCUUAAGGCGUACAAAGGCUCUCAUCAGUGACCAGUUGCCCAAGAAAGAAGACAGAAUGGUAUAUUGUUAUUUGACAGAGUUCCAGAGAACAAUUUAUAAGACUGUAUUGGAGACAGAAGAUGUGCAACUAGUUCUGCGGGCACGUGAACCAUGUAGCUGUAAUAGUGGCCAUAAAAGGAAGAAUUGUUGCUACAAAACAAAUGCUCAUGGUGAAACAAUGAAUGCGUUAUAUUUCAGUUAUUUGACAGUCCUUCGUAAGAUAGCAAAUCAUGCUGCCCUGUUACAGACAGAGAACACUAGCAAACAGCAGGAGGCCUACAUCACAAGGAUCUGCAGCCAUGUUUUUUCCAAGUUUCCUGAUUUUGUGGACCUUAGCAAAAAUGCUGCUUUUGAAACUCUUUCUGAUCCAAAAUAUAGUGGGAAAAUGAAAGUCCUUCAGAAACUUUUAAAUCAUUUCAGAAAAAACAAAGAUAAAGUGCUUCUUUUUUCUUUUUCAACAAAGUUACUUGAUGUUCUGGAACAGUAUUGCAUGGCAUCUGGGCUAGAUUACAGAAGACUCGAUGGCCAUACAAAGGCAGAGGACAGGAUCAAAAUAGUAAAAGAGUUCAACAGCAUGGAAGAAGUUAACAUUUGCCUGGUUUCUACAAUGGCUGGUGGAUUGGGUCUUAAUUUUGUUGGUGCUAAUAUUGUCAUACUGUUUGAUCCAACGUGGAAUCCAGCUAAUGAUCUUCAAGCCAUUGACAGAGCGUACAGAAUUGGCCAGCGUAGGGAUGUGAAAGUAUUUCGGCUAAUUUCUUUGGGGACUGUGGAAGAGAUGAUGUACUUACGACAGAUUUACAAACAGCAAUUGCAUUGUGUAGCGAUUGGAAGUAAAAAUGCCAAGCGAUAUUUCAAGGCAGUUCAAGGAUCCAGAGAGCAUCAAGGAGAACUUUUUGGGAUUCGUAAUCUUUUCAGGCUUCAAGACCAUGGAUCCUGUCUUACAAAAGAGAUUCUAGAGAGAGAAGGCCAAGUAGAAGCUGGUGUCAUGACAGCUGCUACGUGGUUGAAAGAGGGAUCCCGGCCUCGUGAGGAGACAGAGUGCGAUUAUGAAGAUCAAGAUACAAAACCACUAGAAAAGGAAGGACUUGAGUCUUACAGUGAUUUCAGUGAUGAGGAGCAUGAGAAAAAUUCUAAGGUCCAAGCAAUAAGAAAGAGAAAUUACAAAGCAAAACAUGCCAUAGUUGCAGAGGGACAACUCAGUUUACUGCAGUGUGGAUUUCCUAAACUUCUAGAAAAGAAAACUAGAACAGCUGAGGAUGGCGGAUGCAUCGGGAUGUCUAUUGAUGAAAAUGCGGACCACAGAUUUAUGAGAGGGCAAUCCAAAGGAAAGGCCCAGAUUGACGGUUCUGUGAAAACUGAGGGCAGGUACAUUUCAGGAUGUAAGAAAACCUUGCAGUCAAAAAUGAGUAUGGAGAGACAAGAGAAACAUGGUGAAAUAGCAACUAGGGCUUAUCCUGUUUUACCAUGCUCUGAGGAAGAAAAGGAUCGAUGUAAAAACAUGUACAACUCAAAUAAAGGUGGAAUAGUUAUGGACAUUGAAGACAGCUCAUGUGAAAGUGAUACUGUCUCUCCUACCCAAUUUCCUAAUGGUCAGGAAUCUAUUAAAAGAUUUCAAGAGAAAGACAGAAACUGUGAUCUUUUAGCUGCAGAAAAAAUGCAUUUGCUUACACCAUUGCAAAAACAUUUGACUUCAGAGGAGAGUUAUGCGAGUGUUCUGCCUUUCAGUAAAAUAAAACCAUUUGAGAACAUCCGAAAGAUAACAACUAGGAAAGAAGUAAGUGAUAUUAGCGACGAAUCGGAAGAUAUUGAGAUGUCCCUUUCAGGAAAGCAGAAAUUAACCAGUACUGCGAAACAGAAACGAUUCCAGAGCAAGGAAAGAAAUAAGUCUUCUAAAACUGUUGUUCAUAGAAGCAGUCCAAGUAGGAAAGAAAGCAAUGCUGAUUCUCAGAUUAUAGAGGAAUAUUCAUCAGAAGAAGAACAUUUUCCAGUUAAGACGGUUAAGGCUAGUAAAAAAAACCCAACGCUGAAGGUCAAUAGGAGUGGCAUUCAAAUUAUGUCCAGAUUCUCACCAUAUCUCAAUUAUCCUUCUAUGGCAUUGAGAACACACAGUAAUUCUAGCAAAUGGCAGUCUUCUGUAAGCAAAGAGUCGCCCUCAGGCCAAGGACAAAAAGUAGGAUCACUGGAUGGACUUUUUGAUAAUGUCGCUGAAGUUCCAUAUGUUCAUUCAAACCAAGAUGUGGUUGGCCCAAGCAAAGCUGAAAAUAAAAUGAGUCAUUGGGCAGUCCGAGAUGUUUUUGAACUACAACAAUUUUCCCAGCUCCCAGCAAACAUAGCAAUAUGCAGAGCCAAGGUAAAGAGCAGGAACUGA
Molecule: messenger RNA, 3534 nt
Organism: Protobothrops mucrosquamatus (brown spotted pit viper)
Lineage: Eukaryota; Metazoa; Chordata; Lepidosauria; Squamata; Viperidae
Gene: ERCC6L2
Product: ERCC excision repair 6 like 2
Exons: 18
Molecular function (GO): ATP binding; ATP-dependent chromatin remodeler activity
Source: RefSeq, a predicted model, not a curated record